Hydatigera taeniaeformis is the source of this 1023-nucleotide messenger RNA. Lineage: Eukaryota; Metazoa; Platyhelminthes; Cestoda; Cyclophyllidea; Taeniidae. The record is from the annotation of a GenBank genome assembly.
AUGCCCAUGAUGCCUAUGUUUACCAAGCAUAAGCAGCCUCGAGAACACAUUGCCGUAAUUUAUGAUAGCUUGUUGGUCCUUGAUAAUGUCAAUAAGAAUGAUAAGGAAAAGCGUAAAGCCGUGGAGGAGAUCGCACGAGCGCUAAACUCAUUGAGAGAAGCUCUGGUGGAGCGGUCUGAUUCUCGUGUCUCCGGAAAGGACAAAGAUACCGAGUUUUCAAAUGCAGAGCGAGCACGCAUAAGUGAAACUAUCUCAGAAGUAACUCAAGAAAUUAUCAACCGUGACAUGGUUCCACUCAUUCUUGCCCAUCUCGACGCCAUAGAAUUUGAGAGCUGUAAGCAAAUAGUUGAACUUUUUGGUCACAUUCUCCGUAAACCUGCACGUCCAUUUAAUCCUAUGGUUCGAUAUCUAUGCGAACACCCUGAGAUACUAGCCACGCUCCUUAAAGGCUACAACACACCCGAGACCGCUAUUCACUUUGGAGCUAUAUUGCGAGACGCUUGUCGAAACGAGAACAUAACUAAAUUGGUUCUGGGUUCGCCUGGUUUCUACGACCUCUUUGGGCAUGUGCAAGGUACGGCGUUUGACAUAAGCUCUGAUGCCUUCGCGACCCUCCGAGAUCUACUAACUCGACACAAACCCGAGGUUGCGGACUUUCUUAUAAAUAACUACGACGUCUUUUUCAAACAUUACCUUACUAUGCUCACAUCUGAGAACUACGUCACCAAGCGUCAGGCCCUAAAGCUCUUGGGGGAACUCCUACUGGACCGUCAUAACAGCGAAAUAAUGAAUCGGUACAUUGCCGACCCUGAGAAUCUCAAACUUAUGAUGAAUCUGCUCAAGAGCAAGGAGAAACAGAUUGCUUUUGAAACUUUUCAUUGUUUUAAGGUAGGUUCGGCUAACGUUCGCAUUGGUUGUAUAGCUCUAUUCGGGCGGUCUACGGGAAAAGGGGUUCACAUUCAAAGGCAUGGGAAAUGCCGUCCUCCCAAAUUUCUGCUCUUUAAAGAUUUGCGCUAUUUGUGA